Molecule: messenger RNA, 966 nt
Organism: Lolium perenne
Lineage: Eukaryota; Viridiplantae; Streptophyta; Magnoliopsida; Poales; Poaceae
Source: RefSeq, a predicted model, not a curated record
UCGUCGUGCAUGUGUCUUCUGUUGCCGCGAUCGUCGUGAGAAGAAGUUGUACUCCUCCGUCGUCGGAAACCCUAGCGCGAGCACGAGUUGGUGGUGGUAGGGUUGAUCUUCCUCUCGGGAGGGAUCGAUCUGCCGCCGGCGCGCCGGCCGUCUCCGCCGUCGUGCACGUCCCCUUCUGUUGCCGCGAUCGCCGUGAGCAUUUUACUCCUAGUUGGAACCCUAGCGCGAGCCCGACGCAUCAACCGAGCUGGUGGGGGUAGGGUUCCUCUUCCUCCCGGGUGGGAUCUGCCGCUGGCGCGCCGGCCGUCUCCGCCGUCGCCGUUGAUCGCUCCAACCAGAUAAGUGUUGGCGAGCGCGGCUAGGGUUAGGGCCGGCUCCUCUUGCCCUUGAGCGUGGCCUAGCGGCUUCUUCCUCCUCGGACGCAUCGAUCGACCCCUGUGGUGGGUGUAGGUUUACUCCGGCCGGCGCAUCGAUCGAUUGGUAGGUACGUACAUGAUAACUCACCUCUUGUUGGGUCAUUUUAACUUGUGAAAGAAUUUGAUGCGGAUGUACUGAAUUUGAGAUUUUUGUUGUAGCUAGGAAAUGGAUGAGACGAUGUCUGUUGUUUGUGAGGUAGAGAAUGUUCCUGGAAUUGGAGUUCAUGGAGAUGAGUCAGAUAAUUCUAGAACGGGGCUUGGUAAUGAAUCUUUGUCAGGGAGGGAGAAUAUUUUCGUUGGUUCAAGGUCAGAUAAUUCCAUGAGCUCAGAGCAUGGGAUGGAAGCAAUUAUUAAUAUGGACGACAUUGACAAUGAUUAUGAGAGAGAUAUUAGUGAUGAUGUUGAGUUGGAUGAAAACAGCAAUGAGGAAAUAUUUGGACUUGAAAAUGUGUAUGACUAUUAUGGUGAAUCCGACAUGGAGAAUUGUUUUUAUGAUGAGUCAGUAGUUGGCAAACAUUAUGUGGAAGCAAAGCCGUCGAAUAGCAAUGAG